AUGGGCACAGCAUGGAUGUUUCUGUUGUCUCAAAUCCUUGUGCUUGCCGCAUACUCUUUAUCGGACUCAUAUUCCACCCCAGCGGCCGGAAGUACACAAGAAAGAAUCAUAUAUGACUUUGGUAAAGGUAUAUGGCCCGAGAACAUAAUACUACGACAUAAUGGCAAUGUCCUUGGUGGGCUCCUGUCAACUCCACAAAUAUUUGAAAUCGAUCCUAUAACCCAUGAAUGCAAGAUUACGCACACCUUUGAAGACAAAACUGGUGUGUUUGGGUUUGCGGAGACAGAACCGGAUUUGUUCUAUGCAGUUGCUAGCAACUUUUCGCUCGGGACUUUUGAAGGUGUCGAGGGCAGUGCCGAUCUCUACGAGUUGGAUUUCCGUUCUCUUUCCCAAGACCCGAAGAUUCGCAAAGUUAUGGAUUUCCCGGCGGCCGGUUGGUUCAACGGUCUGGCGACACUCGACGGUGAAAAGGGGCUGUAA
Penicillium cosmopolitanum is the source of this 480-nucleotide messenger RNA. RefSeq lists its product as uncharacterized. The record is from RefSeq and is a predicted model, not a curated record. The coding region runs from base 1 to 480 and encodes 159 amino acids. Lineage: Eukaryota; Fungi; Ascomycota; Eurotiomycetes; Eurotiales; Aspergillaceae. The transcript has a single exon.